UUGACAGUUGCGUGUUUUCGGACGGGCAUCUACACAGACACCUGUACUGUCACUGUGUGCUGUGUAGAGCUCGUCUAACAGUAAUUUGCAGGUCUCACACUCUGUGUGGAUAUUAGUGUUCACGCCACGUCAACAUGAAUACACAUAUACAUGACUUGGAUCGAUGAACAGGUGAUCGGAGGGUUUUUCCUGGUUAGCGGACAUGUCCAAGGACCCCUGUCUCUCUCAGACCACGCCUCCAGCACACCUGACCGUCACCAGUCAACCUGUCACACCGUGAUUUCCACCUACGCUAAACCGACGUCAUGCAGCAGGGAAAUGGACUUCAGUCUCCACUCAGACCCCUCAGUGUUUUGUUCUUCCAUCUCCUCCUGGCACACUUGUGUUCAGGUCAGUCUCAGUUAAUUGCUCCAUCUCAGCCAAUAGUAGCAAAAGUUGGUGAUGACAUCAUUUUGCCCUGUCACCUGGAACCUGAGGCUGAUGUUGUUGCCAUGACGUUGGAGUGGACGAGAUCUGACCUGAAUCCUAGAUUUGUCCAUGUGAGGCGUGCCAGUCAGGACAUCGUACGUGUCCAACAUCCAUCAUUCACUGGACGAACAUCAGUGUCCAUCGAUGAUCUGAAGCACGGAAACGUUUCACUGAAACUGUCCAAAGUGAAACCUUCUGAUGCAGGAAGAUACCAGUGCUACAUUCCAAAACUGAACAUGGGAGCUUUUGUUGAGCUCAUUGUGGGUGCUGCUUCCUCACUGGUCAUCAGUCUAUCAGAGAUUAUCAGAAACAAAGGAGCAGUGGUUCUACAGUGUAAGUCUACGGGCUGGUAUCCAGAACCUGAGGUGUUCUGGCUGGACGGUGAGGGAAACCUCCUCUCUGCUGGACCUACAGAGACAGUCAGAGGUCCUGAUGACCUCUAUACUGUCAGCAGCAGAGUGACUGUGGAGAAGAGACACAGCAACAGCUUCACCUGUAGAGUCCAACAGAACCACACCAACCAGAUCAGAGAGACACACAUACAUGUUCCAGAUGAUUUCUUUGAGGUUCAGUCCAGUUCUUCUUCUACUAUAGCUGGUUUGGCUGUUAGUUUGGCUGUUUGCAUCCUGGUUAUUCUGAUUCUUGGCUUUUUUGUGUGGAAAUGGAGACAAAACAUAUUCAAUCAAACUGAUAAAGGAGAGAAGAAGAACCUCUCAAAACGUAACGAUGCUGAAUAUCAGGUUGUUACUGUAGAAGAACCAGAGAGACAGCAGCUCCUGACAGAUGGAACAGAUCAGAUAAAGGAUCUGAAGGAGAGACAGGCUGCAGGAAUCAGACCAGAGGAGGAGCAGCUGAGGAGGAGGGAAUCUGGGAAAGUACAGAAGAUUCUGAAAGAGGAGCUGGAGACCAAGAAGACUGAGAUUAGACAGAAACUAUCUGACCUGCAGCAGCUGGAUGAAGAGAAGAAGAAGAAGGAGCAGGAAGUGAAGAGACUGAAGGAACAUCUGGAGAACAAGAAGACAGAGGUGAAGACAUUAGGAGUUGAACAAGGCAAAUGUUCUAGGUACUGUCCGGAAACCAUGGAAAAAGAGCAGAAGAAGAGGAAGGAAGCUGAAAAUGAAGCUGACAAUCUGAAGCAACAGCUGGAGACUGAAGAGAAGGAAUUAGACACCAAAACCAAAGAGUUUAAUGACAAACAAGUUGAAGUCCAGCAGCUGCAGGAGGAGAUUCAGAAGAAGGAGACCAACCUGAAGACACUGAUGGAGGAACUGGAGUCCAACAACAAGGAGUCUAAUGACAAACAAGCUGAAGUCCAGAAGCUCCAGCAGCAGAUUGAGAAGAUGGAAUCCGGCCUGCAGACCCUGAUGGAGGAUCUGGAUUCCGACACAUUGGAGGAUCUAAAAAAACACGUCUCGUCUGUUUCUGGCAAGUCCUCCACCCCUCGGUCAGACUGGAUGUUACUUUUGAUGCAGAAGUUCCAGGAGGAACAGAAGAAGAGAAAGGAAGCUGAGAAGAAAGUUCAGACCCUGGAGGAGGAACUGCAGACCAAAACCACUGAGAAACAGAACAGCAGCUCGCUCAGUCAGAACUCAACCACAAGACCUGCAGUUGUCUUUAAGGUCGACCGAUUUAAUGAGUAUAUCCAACUUAUAAACACAUCCACUCAGGACCAACAGCUGGGAGGCUGGAACUUAAAGAUACAGGUCAACAACAAUAAACCUGUUAUACAUCAGUUUACAGACUCAUUCAACCUCCAGGCUGAUCAACAUUUCACUGUGGGUUACUGUGGUUAUGACAGGAAAGUUCCUCCUGCUGACCUGGUGUUGGAGGACCUGCAGCCCUGGAGCCGUACAGACAACCUGCAGGUCUCCCUCAUCAGUUAUCCUGGACAGAUUCAAUAUAACUAUAACAAUAUAAGAUUGUACUUACUGAAAGAUGAUAAUGAGUCCAGAUGUCUCAGCAUUGUUUCCUCCAUCUGACCUGCGAGCGUCUCCUCUGUUAGAGAUCAGAGCCAUCAGAGAAAUGAAGCAUCAUGAACACAAAGAUUCCCUCUGAGGGGAAACAGAGCUGAACUCCAGCAGACUGAAGACAUGAAACAUCUGGAACAUCAGGACUCACAUGUUCCUGCUUGUAAUGCAGUAAACAUGACAUCACACCACUGUCUCACCUGGAGACAACAGACACUAACCUGUGUUAUUCAUAUUCAAUGUAACACUAUCACAGUUUUCUCUUGUGACAUAUUAAACAUAUUCAGUUGUUAUAAAGAAUAAAAUAAAGUCAACAAGCUGAAUAUUUAA
This is a messenger RNA of Acanthopagrus latus (yellowfin seabream), 2765 nucleotides long. RefSeq names its product lamin-A-like. The transcript is spliced from 17 exons. Lineage: Eukaryota; Metazoa; Chordata; Actinopteri; Spariformes; Sparidae. The coding region runs from base 306 to 2447 and encodes 713 amino acids. The record is from RefSeq and is a predicted model, not a curated record.